Drosophila teissieri is the source of this 539-nucleotide messenger RNA. RefSeq lists its product as uncharacterized. NCBI's taxonomy places the organism in Eukaryota, Metazoa, Arthropoda, Insecta, Diptera, Drosophilidae. Bases 24 to 401 code for a protein of 125 amino acids. The transcript is spliced from 3 exons. The record is from RefSeq and is a predicted model, not a curated record.
CUGAUCAGGAAACUUACGCAUACAUGCUUACAUGUUUUCGUCAAAGCUACGCAACAGCUGAUCGACGCAUGGCAGACCUACCAGCUGUUCGGAAGCAAAGAGGGACUGGACGAGAUGUAUCAGCUCUUCAUGUCGCAGUAACACAACAAUCAAGUCAUCGAGGCCCUGGCCACCGAAGUACCGAUUCUGUACCAGAGGGCUAUCUUGGCCAUGUUGCAGUUAACCGUCUGGAUUACUGGCAACACGUUCAGUCAAUGCUGCAAGGCUUUUGGAGGAGGUGGCACCACCCUUCAACAUCGCACAAAAUGGAGUGCGAAAAACAAGAAAAUUGGCCCUGGAGAUAUGGCGAUCAUCAAGGAUUCGAAUACACUCCCCGGCACUUGGAAUCUUGGACGGACUAGUGCUCGCCGUCAAUUUGUAAACUUGCAAUUCUACCUAAUUUAGAAUCUUAUUUUCAGGGUGACACGGGAUGUUAAGGAAUGUAACUUAGUAUUCUUUGUAUUUCAGCUGUUCGGACGGUAUAUGUAAGCGUUCUCUUG